This is a messenger RNA of Callorhinchus milii (elephant shark), 4382 nucleotides long. Its product is annotated as sarcoplasmic/endoplasmic reticulum calcium ATPase 2. Gene Ontology annotation, molecular function: ATP binding; ATP hydrolysis activity; P-type calcium transporter activity. Gene Ontology annotation, cellular component: membrane. The transcript is spliced from 20 exons. Gene Ontology annotation, biological process: intracellular calcium ion homeostasis; calcium ion transmembrane transport. The record is from RefSeq and is a predicted model, not a curated record. The coding region runs from base 78 to 3209 and encodes 1043 amino acids. Lineage: Eukaryota; Metazoa; Chordata; Chondrichthyes; Chimaeriformes; Callorhinchidae.
ACCCCCCUCCAAAAAAAAGAGAGAGGAGAAGGAAACGGCGCCAGGAAACCAGAGGAGGAAACGUGGAGGCCAACACCAUGGAGAACGCGCACACAAAGACGGUGGACGAAGUUUUAAGUUAUUUUAACCUGAACGAGACCACGGGCCUGAGCUUGGAGCAAGUGAAGAAGCAGAGGGAGAAAUGGGGACCCAAUGAAUUACCAGCGGAAGAAGGCAAAUCGCUAUGGGAGUUGGUGGUAGAGCAAUUUGAAGACUUGUUGGUCAGAAUUCUGCUGUUGGCAGCAUGUAUAUCAUUUGUUCUGGCCUGGUUCGAAGAAGGUGAAGAGACCGUAACCGCCUUCGUGGAGCCCUUCGUAAUCUUAUUAAUCCUAAUAGCGAACGCCGUGGUGGGGGUGUGGCAGGAAAGAAAUGCAGAAAAUGCCAUCGAGGCCCUUAAAGAAUACGAGCCUGAGAUGGGGAAGGUUUACCGACAGGACCGCAAGAGCGUCCAGAGGAUCAAAGCCAGAGAGAUCGUCCCUGGCGACAUCGUGGAGGUAGCCGUUGGUGACAAAGUCCCGGCAGACAUCAGGCUGACGUCCAUCAAAUCCACCACAUUGAGGGUCGAUCAGUCUAUUCUCACAGGUGAAUCUGUGUCGAUUAUUAAGCACACGGACCCUGUGCCCGAUCCCCGAGCCGUCAAUCAGGACAAGAAGAACAUGCUCUUCUCGGGCACCAACAUUUCCGCCGGGCGGGCUAUUGGGGUGGCGGUGGCCACGGGCCAGAGCACGGAGAUUGGCAAAAUCCGUGAUGAGAUGGCGGCCACGGAACAGGAGAGGACCCCACUGCAGCAGAAACUGGAUGAGUUCGGGGAGCAGCUCUCCAAGGUCAUCUCCCUGAUAUGCAUCGCCGUGUGGAUCAUCAACAUCGGACACUUCAACGACCCCGUGCACGGCGGCUCCUGGAUCCGCGGCGCCAUCUACUACUUCAAGAUCGCGGUGGCCCUGGCCGUGGCCGCCAUCCCCGAGGGUCUCCCCGCUGUCAUCACCACCUGCCUGGCCCUCGGCACCCGCCGCAUGGCCAAGAAAAACGCCAUCGUCCGCAGCCUGCCCUCCGUCGAGACCCUCGGCUGCACCUCUGUCAUCUGCUCUGACAAGACCGGCACCCUGACCACCAACCAGAUGUCCGUCUGCCGGAUGUUCAUCAUCGACAAAGUUGACGGCGAUCAUUGCGCCCUGAAGGAGUUCACCAUCAGUGGUUCCACCUACAGCCCCGAUGGGGAAGUACACAUGGAUGAGAAGCUUGUGAAAUGCUCCAACUACGACGGCCUGGUGGAAGUCGCCACCAUCUGCGCCCUGUGUAACGAUUCUUCACUGGAUUACAAUGAGACUAAAGGAGUGUUUGAGAAGGUGGGGGAGGCCACAGAGACCGCCCUCUGCUGUCUGGUGGAGAAAAUGAACGUCUUUGACACGGACGUGGUCAAUCUGUCCAAGAUCGAGAAAGCCAACGCCUGCUGCUCGGUCAUCAAGCAACUGAUGAAGAAGGAAUUCACCCUGGAGUUCUCCCGAGACCGGAAAUCCAUGUCUGUUUACUGCUCGCCCAACAAACCCAGUCGCUCCUCCAUUGGCAAUAAAAUGUUUAUUAAGGGUGCACCCGAGGGCGUGCUCGACCGGUGCACACACGUUCGGGUGGGAACCGCAAAAGUGCCUCUGACCAAACUCAUCAAAGAGAAAAUCAUGGCGGUAAUCAAAGAGUGGGGGACGGGCAGGGACACACUGCGCUGCUUGGCCCUCGCCACACACGACAAUCCUAUCAGGAGGGAGGACAUGAAACUGGAGGAUUGUACCAAGUUCAUCACUUACGAGACUGACCUGACCUUCGUAGGGUGUGUUGGGAUGUUGGACCCUCCCAGGGCUGAGGUGACCAGCUCCAUCAAGAUGUGCAAACACGCCGGCAUCCGGGUCAUCAUGAUCACCGGCGACAACAAGGGCACGGCCGUGGCCAUUUGCCGGCGUAUCGGCAUCUUUGGCGAGCACGAGGACGUUGCCAAGAAGGCCUUCACUGGCCGGGAGUUUGACGAUCUGUCCAUGGCCGAGCAGAGGGAUGCCUGUCUGAACGCCCGCUGCUUCGCCCGCGUCGAGCCCUCGCACAAGUCCAAGAUCGUGGAGUUCCUGCAGAGCUUCGACGACAUCACGGCCAUGACGGGCGAUGGUGUGAAUGACGCCCCUGCACUGAAAAAAGCUGAGAUUGGGAUUGCGAUGGGCUCGGGCACGGCUGUGGCCAAGUCAGCCUCAGAGAUGAUCCUCGCCGACGACAACUUCUCCACCAUCGUGGCCGCAGUGGAGGAGGGGAGAGCCAUCUACAACAACAUGAAACAGUUCAUCCGCUACCUCAUCUCCUCUAACGUGGGUGAGGUCGUCUGUAUCUUUCUGACAGCGGCGCUGGGCUUCCCGGAGGCACUGAUCCCUGUGCAGCUCCUGUGGGUGAACCUGGUGACGGACGGUCUCCCCGCCACCGCCCUCGGGUUCAACCCCCCUGACCUGGACAUCAUGGACAAGCCCCCUCGCAGCCCCAAGGAGCCCCUCAUCAGUGGCUGGCUUUUCUUCCGUUAUCUGGCCAUCGGAUGUUAUGUUGGAGCUGCGACAGUGGGAGCCGCCGCCUGGUGGUUCAUAGCGGCUGAGGACGGCCCGAGGGUCACCUAUUACCAACUGAGCCACUUCAUGCAGUGCAGUCCGGAUAACCCGGAGUUUGAAGGGCUAGACUGCGGGGUGUUCGAGUCUCCGUAUCCCAUGACCAUGGCUCUCUCUGUUCUGGUCACCAUCGAGAUGUGCAACGCUCUCAACAGUUUAUCAGAGAACCAGUCACUGCUGAAAAUGCCACCCUGGGAAAAUGUCUGGUUGCUGGGUUCCAUCUGCCUGUCCAUGUCGCUCCACUUCCUCAUCCUCUAUGUGGAGCCUCUACCGCUCAUCUUCCAAAUAACGCCUCUGGAUGUGACCCAAUGGCUGAUGGUGCUAAAGAUCUCCCUCCCCGUCAUCCUCCUAGACGAAGCCCUCAAAUUUAUUGCUCGUAACUACCUUGAACCGGGUAAAGAGUAUUCUCCACCUAAUGACAAAGCCUGUGCUUUCUCGGCAUGUACAGAGGGGAUAUCCUGGCCUUUUGUGUUUCUGUCUGCGCCCCUGCUUAUCUGGCUUUACAGUACAGACACUAAUGUUACUGAAAUGUUCUGGUCUUGACGUAGAACAGUACCCUCCCCACCCCCAGCGUAGCGAAGACACACGGCAACCGAUUUAACUCUAUUAUAUAUAUAAAAAAACUUUUUAUCAUUUAGACACGUGAUUCAAGAGUCUGUUUUCUGCUGAAUUUCAUACCGGCCCAUUAUUGUGGAUAAAGUUGUAUAAUAUUAUCCCUCCCUUCCCCACCCCUUUCCAUCCCUCAACACCCUCUCUCGUCUCCUCUCACCCACAACCGCCGACUCUCCCCCCAGAAUUAAACGGACUUUUUUUUUUUACACACAUCAUGAAUUUGAGGAAAACAACAACAAAAAGAACCCUUUUUAAAAAAUAAUAAAAAUAACAGAAGCUGUGUAUUGACGUGUGCAGAGAUCAACAAUAUUUUAUGCAAUAUUUUUGUUUUUGUAGAUGAAAUCGCAUGUACAGAAAGUGUUCUGUUUACUAAUUUGUUCAUCGCUUGUGUAUAAAUUCCUGAAGAACCGAUGAGUUAUUGGAUGUAUUUUUUUUUGGGUGGGGGGGGGAGGGGUCUUGAAAGAAUACAGCAAAUACUCGAGAGAAUGUAAAGAGAUUUCUUUUUGCUGGGGAGGGUGGGGGGAUUACAAACUGAAGAUGGGGUGGUGGGGGUAGCAGGUGGGGAAGAUAGGAAAGAAAGCAUGGUGUGUCAUUGCAUGAGUUCUGAAACAGACUUCAUUUUGUGCCUUCUGUUGAAACUAACUUUAGCUCAAGAACUUUGCUUUCUGCUCUUGGCAGAGCAUUGCUACCUCAGACUCAGUUUCCUCACCCUUCUCUCUGUGUUCAUUCCUGUGCUCUCUACUCUGUACUGUUUACAGUUUACAUUGGUUAAAAUAUCAUUCCCGCUUAUGCAGAACUCUUACCUUUUUUUCCUCCCCUAAUCAUCCCCACUCCCUUGUAAUUUCUUUUCUCGCUCUUCUCUCUCCUCUCCCCACCCCUUCCCCCUCCUCCUAGAUUUUAAAGGGUAUUUAUUUGAGGGGAAAAAAAACAGUUGAUUUGUAUUUUGUUGUUAAUGAUCUGACAGGUUUCCUUAGAGUUAUUUUGUGAGUGUGUGUGUGUGUGUGUGUGGAAGUUCACCAGUUGAUGGUGUAACAUCGUUGGUUACUUCUCUUUACUAGAUGGAGAAACAAAAUAAUAAAAAAUCUUUUUAAGAUUUAACAGAGA